AAUAAAAUCGGAUACGAUUAAUCGCCACGUUAUCGGAACUUUGAGAGAUUUGUUCGAAUUUAGCAUAAUUGACAAUUAAAGCUUUCUAAUAAAUUGGCCCUAACUUGUCGAACAAUAUAGUCAUAUAGAGGCAGUUGCCAAUAUCUUCAGCGACACGAUUAUUUUAUAUAGAAUAAUUUUAAUCUUGAUUUAUAUAACUUGCGUUUUUUUAAAUAAAAAUUAGUUAUAAAUUAGAAAAGAUAAAGAGUAAGUUAGAGCAUCAAGAUUAAAGUUAAUCCACAUUAGUAGAAAAUAUGCAUAAUUAUAGAGUUUGGUCGAAGUCAUCCAUAGAUACGCCGCGCGGAGGAGAACUAAUCGGCAAAAUGGCGGAUCCUUUAGAAAAAUUGGUUGCCGUCGCACGGCAAAAGAAUUUUGUCAAACAGAAUAUCCUUCGCGCGAAACAUUCCUAUCCGACAGAGCUCAAACAGCGGUCCGUUGAUACUCGACACGGCGACACGUAUGAUUUAAAGAGAAGCGGAUUACUUCCGAUUUACGUUCACAAGAAAAAUUAUGGAAAAGUACCGAGAUUUAUCACGGUUUGCGCAAAAGCCGACGUGACGGUAGAAACAGACACGGCUGAACGACUUGAUGGAAAUAAAGUAUCAGAAAUAUCAGCAUAUCGAUACAUCGAUAAGGAGGAGCGCAAGAUGCUGCUAGAUGGCAUGAAGCAAAAGUGGGAGGAAGCAAUGAGACAAUUCCGGAGGUUGCCGUUUCUCGCGAAUACGCUACCGAAGGCGCAGAAGAAGGCGAGGAUGGAGCGCGAGCUGCAACAGCUCGAAAAAGACAUAGCACUUAUCGAGCAGCAUCCGCAAAUAUACGUUUACGAUGACACAAUGCCGAAGCGUUAUAACGCCCAUCUGUGCUACAAUUGGUGGCAUUAAUCGCCAUCCCUGUCUGCCUGCCAAUGACAGGCUGCCAUGGGCAAGACGUCAACGUAGAAACGCGACUUCGCAGCCGACAACGGUGGUCGAAACUGGGCCAAUCGCAACGGCCGU
Monomorium pharaonis (pharaoh ant) is the source of this 1034-nucleotide messenger RNA. RefSeq names its product enkurin. Gene Ontology annotation, cellular component: acrosomal vesicle. Gene Ontology annotation, molecular function: calmodulin binding. The record is from RefSeq and is a predicted model, not a curated record. The transcript has 4 exons. NCBI's taxonomy places the organism in Eukaryota, Metazoa, Arthropoda, Insecta, Hymenoptera, Formicidae. Bases 294 to 920 code for a protein of 208 amino acids.